UCAUUAUGGGCCGAACUGCUGAUUGUUUUCCAGGCAGAUUUUGAGGUGACCCUCUCUGCAAACGGACCGGCCCAGCGGUUCUGCCAAGCAGGCCAAGACCACUGCAUUUGGAUCUGACGCGUGGCUGCGGUUUCAGCCACUGGCCGUUCUUUCUGCAGCAUUUCCGCCAGGGGGACAAAGGCGCCAAAGAAUUUUAGUUUCGGAUCGCACCCGGAUGGAUUCCUGAAAUAUAUCGAGUGCUUUCUUUUCACUCUCUGAGGCGUGAGACGAGGGCCAGCGGCUCACGGACCCCGCAGCCCCCUGCACUUAUAAACAGGCACAAGAGGCGGAGCCUAAGCAGCCUUCAAUCUCAGCUAUGACAUCACUGGAGUGAGCUUGGGGAGUAAGAAGAUUCACGGGGGAAUAAUGAUCCGUCGCCAUGGAGACAGGUCUCCGAGCAGCUGCUGAUUCGCUCCUGCAUUUCUCCCACUCUCUCUCUCUCUCUCUCUCUCUCUCUCUCUCCCCCCCCCCUUCUCCUUCUCCAACCCUCCCUCUGCCGCUGCCAGUCUAUGAGGUGUGAGGAGCAGGCAGGAUACUCACAGCCACAGACCUCACUCCUCCAGACCCUGCGCGCUGCCGGCUGUGCGGGGAGAUGGCAGCGUGUUCCUCAGAGAUCCGGGGAGCUAACCAAAGCAGUGGCUCCUGACCAAAGCAGCGGAGGGAGCGACGAGCUAAGGAGCCCCACAUCCCCAGAGACUCGCAGUGUGGAAUGAAAAGCACUCCCCGUGGCUGCCUGAGACUCACGCACCCGCGCCCCUAGGGCGCCCACAGCACUCCGCUCCCCUGGUUCUGGGGGGACCAUGAAAUCCGACGGGCUAGGAGGACCUGUACAAACCGCCGUGUCGGCAAGGGCGGUCUACAACGGCGACACGGCCCACGUGAGGGACUGCAAGGACAAGGCCUGGUCACCCAAACCGGGGGACACCACUCAAAAGGCAAAGAUGGCUGCCAGACCUAAGCCAGAACUCAACGGUUCCCCCAAGACGGAUUCCCCUCGGCGAGAGAAUGCAGCUAUGGGGGGCACCGCCGUGACCCCAGCCCGGGAGGUCAACGCAAGCAAGGACAAGAAGCCCAAUGGGACGAGACCCAGAGCCCCCGCCAACUCUGCCACAGCACAUCCGAAGACCAGCAAGUCCAAAAAAAAUGGCUCAGGGACAGAGUCUCCUCAGGGUGUGGACGGCCCACCCCCCCUCAGCACCCCCACCUCCGGCAGCGUCUCACCUGAGAACAACUCCAGCAGCCCCCGCAGCGCCACCCCAGGACAGCGGUCAAAAACUGUUGCCAAGGUGUCACCUCGAUCCCCCGUGACCAAGACACUACGGAAACCCUGCGAUCCCACCAAGGCUAACAGCACAACAAGCAGGACUGUCACCAAGGAGGCCAGCAAAGCCAAAUCCGGAGCAUCAGGCCGCCCCUUUACAGCGGCUCCAGGUUCAAAAGCUGAACCAAAGGGGAGAAGCACACCCACCAACCCAGGAGAGAACUUAGGUCCCAAGCCCUCCUCCCAAGCCAGCGGCACGCGAAAGCCCACAUCCCCACGGAAAGAGGAGAUCCCCAAGCCGCCGGCUGGGGACGGGGCAGCCGGCGAUGCUUCCAAAAAGAAGCCGGCCAAGGCUUCUCUGGCUGCCACGACGACUGCCAAUGGGAAACAGGCAAAGGCCGCCGCCGCCAAGCCAGUGCCACUCGCCGGCGGGAAAAGCUCCCCAAGGCAGAAGGCCGUCGCUGAGUUUCCCACCCCGAAGGGGUCGCCCAAGUCGGCUGGGCCUGACAAACAGGCCUCCCCCGGACUCAAGAGGCACUCUGCCAAAGGUAAGGAGACGUGCAGCCAGAGGAGCCCAGCCGGCAAGCUAACAGGCCCCAACCCCCACAUAUCCACUGCUGAGGAGCAGCCAAAGGGGGCAGUGGAGCAGGCAGAGAAAUCCCCAGCACAUGUGGGAACACACCGGAAGCCUGACGUAGCCACAUUAGGGCCAGGCCAUUCUGCCGAGACCUCUGCCCGUGUGGGUAAGACUCGGCAUUCUGGCGGGGGGGCAGAAAACCAGAGGAAAGCCCCAGCGGAGAACCAUGCCGCACGUACGGACACCAGUGCCAGGAUUGCAGCAGCGCCGAUGCCAGCCCAUGCCACGCUGCCGGGCCCGGCGAACCCUCCCAAAGGCAAUGAGCCGGCCAAGACACCAGGCAGCCCCGCAGGGCCCCAGACUCCACCGGAUUACUCGUGGAGUGGCUCCCACCGGCAGGUCAGCCCCGAGUCGGAGUCCGCCAGUGCCGCAACCACCUCCUCAGAUGACAUCAAGCCGCGCUCAGAGGACUACGAUGCCGGCGGCUCUCAGGACGACGACGGCUCCAAUGACCGCGGGGUCUCCAAGUGCGGCACUGUCCUGUGCCAUGACUUCCUGGGCCGUAGCAGCAGUGACACCAGCACACCAGAGGAGCUGAAGGUGUACGAGACAGCGCUGCGGGUGGAGCCCCGCCUCAGGGCUCGUGAUGCACCCGACCCCUUCCACGGCCACUCCACCAGCGAGGAGGAGGUGACCCGCCGUAGGCCGCGCUCCUGGCAGCGGCAUGAAGAUGCCCCCCUGGAGAAGGAGACCUGUGAGGACAACGCCAGUGCCCUCACUGUCCGGAACAUUCCAGACCACCAGCUCUUUUCUUCUGAUGAAGAGGAGGAGACGGAGGACGAGAGGUCAGAGGUGGAGAUCCACACGGAGGUGGCCCAGCCUGCUGCCGACCUCUCCCCACGCCAGUUCCAAGGAAUCGUUAACCUGGCUUUUGAGGAUAUCGGCGAGGCGGACAACGACAUUCCCGCUUACCCAUCCACCUCCAACUUUCGCCGCUCAGUCCUGCUCUCGGUGGAUGAGUGCGAAGAGCUGGGAUCUGAGGAGGUGGGAGCGCAGACGCCACUCCAGCGGUCCAGCACCACUGCAGCGGGUGACGUGUUUGAUGCCACGUCCGACAAGCCAGUGAGGCGUGUGUGUGACUCUUCUGACUUGCCAGCGAGGCGGGAAUGUAUGCCAGCUACCCCAGGAAGUGCCCUGAGAGAGGACAGGGAGCUCCCGCAGGAGGGGCAGAAUUGCAGCCAGCCUGCAGGGAGUAUCGGGCCCGCCGACCAGCCCCCUGACCGUGAAGGCACCGACCCCCGGCCCCAGGAGAGACCCCGACACCUGGACCUCCAACGCAGCGAGCAAUACACGGACAGCUCCCUGCACAAGAACCCGGCGCUCGAACCCACAAACAAGAAAAAGGAACCACAGCUGGAACUGUGUGAGCAACAGUCGUCUUCCCCAGCAGGGGACUUAGAUGAUUGUGAGAAACUGGAUCAAAGCAGCACUUUUGACCGCCGCCCGUCCAAAGUCCUAUCUCCCAUUUAUGAGACGGACACGGGGGAAGCCUUUGAGCAGAGCAUUGUUGGCCGGCGGGAAGAGCGAGAGGAGGAGAGGGAGACGGAGCAGGCGGCCGAGGAAGAGGAGGAAGGCGGGGACGCUGACGACUCCGUGAGCAGGCAUUUCGCCGAGCGGGACUGGACGCUGCUCCGACAGCUCCUCUCGGACCAGGACUCGAGUCUGGGCAUCAUCACCUGCGUGCCCGAGGACCUGAACCUGGCGCAGUACCUGAUUAAGCAGACGCUGGCGCUGUCACGUGACUGCCUCGGCGGCCGGCCCCUCCCGCCAGCGGAGCCGGAGACUUUCAAGCGGUGGGCGGAGCUUAUCUCGCCGAUGGAGGACUCCACCAACAGCAUCACGGUGACCAGCUUCUCUCCGGAGGACGCCGCCUCUCCUCAGGGCGAGUGGACCAUCUUGGAGCUGGAGACACAUCACUAAAGUGGGCGGCGGCCCAGCCCCCGAGGGCCCCGCCCAACCCUGGGGGCGUGGUCUCCCCCCAAACCACCUCCCACUGGACCUCAUGUUUAGCAGCCUGGAAUAACAGUGGACAGUCACAUUUUUGUUUUCCUUGGUUUUGUUCGCUUUCUGAUGGACCUUAGAGUAAGAGCCAGUCGCUGCACCUCGUCUUCUCGCAGGUAUCCUGCCAGCCAGCACUGGGCACUAAAGGAGCUUGUUGCAUGUGCAUUUUUUUUUGUAUGUUUAACUGUUUACUUGGUGUUGCUUUGACUUAAUUGCCAUCAAAAAGGUGUGUGACAUCCCCCCCCGACCCAUUGCAGCGGUCUCCCGGGUACGUUUCAUCAGGAAAUGGAAGGAUAUGUGGUUUAAAUUUGUUGGUUUACGUUCAUUGUAGUAUUUAAGGGAAAAUAAAAUGUGUGAUUCUCAAAGGAAAGCAGCCAAAUUAAACUCAUAGAGGUUGUCAAGUGUUUAGCGGAGAGGCAGAGUUUUCACAGAUACGUAGGUAGUGGUAGAAGCCCCUGCUACACCGCAACACACACCGCGACACACCCUGUGACACACACCGCGACACACCCCAUGACACACACCGCAACACAGCCCGUGACACACACACACUCUAACCCAUCCCUGGCACCCCAGUUUGGAAAGACGACGGCUCAGUUUCGGCACAGAACCCUGGGCUCCAGUUCCUGAUACGCACCGUGGGUACAAUGUAAUGCAAGAACUCAUUUAAAUAAUGAAUUGUCUUUAAAAAAGACUGCGAGUCCUGAGCUGCCAUUAAUAAUUAAAGCGUCGAGGUAUUUAAAAAAUGAAACGAGGUUAAUUUAUUUAAAUUAAUAUUAAUUUAUAUCAAGAUUAAAUUGCAGAAAAAUUGGAUUGAAGCUCAAAAUAGUCACUCAUUUGUUCACUGUUGUGUUGAAUCUUUUUCUGGCAAAAAUGAAUUUAUCAUGUCAAGAAUAAUAACGGCAGUGUAUUAAAACGACGAAACUUUGA
This is a messenger RNA of Paramormyrops kingsleyae, 4868 nucleotides long. RefSeq names its product BTB domain containing 8 (gene btbd8). The record is from RefSeq and is a predicted model, not a curated record. Lineage: Eukaryota; Metazoa; Chordata; Actinopteri; Osteoglossiformes; Mormyridae.